AUGUCCGAAGACGUCAAAUCUAAAGGCGGUGCGACUAUCGAAAAGGGCGAUACUGUGGAGACCCCCUAUCGUGGUGGAACACAUACCGGGAAGGUCGAACAAAUCAUCACAGACGAAGACGAAGCGCGCAAUCUUGACGCCAAAGGCGCCAGUCAUGCCCCGGCUGUCGUCUUCACCGAUCAGAAUAACAAAAAGGUCGCGCAUAAGCCUGGGACGCUGUCGGAUUUGGAUAAGUAG
This is a messenger RNA of Exophiala aquamarina CBS 119918, 237 nucleotides long. RefSeq lists its product as uncharacterized. NCBI's taxonomy places the organism in Eukaryota, Fungi, Ascomycota, Eurotiomycetes, Chaetothyriales, Herpotrichiellaceae. Bases 1 to 237 code for a protein of 78 amino acids. The transcript has 3 exons. The record is from RefSeq and is a predicted model, not a curated record.